This is a messenger RNA of Heterotrigona itama, 1719 nucleotides long. NCBI's taxonomy places the organism in Eukaryota, Metazoa, Arthropoda, Insecta, Hymenoptera, Apidae. The record is from the annotation of a GenBank genome assembly.
AUGCCUGCUCCACCUCCACCGCCGCCUCCUGUCUUCAACGCAUCUGGUCCUGGCGUAGCCGAUCAGGACAGGAAUCUGCUUCUACAGUCAAUUAGAGCUGGCAAAACUUUAAAGAAAACUGUAACUAUAGAUAAGAGUGCACCGGCAGUUAGUGGUAGAGUUAGAGGUGAACCAGGAAAUUCUUCUCUACACAGCAAGGAAAAUAGUUCUAAUGUAGCAAGUGGCAUCAAUGCAAGUAAUGGAGGGCCCAUGGGAUUAGGUGGAUUGUUUUCUACUGGCAUGCCUAAAUUAAAGCCCGUAGGAUCUCGGACGUCCUCAGGUGAAAAAAACAAUAGUAAUGUAAAUAAUACAAACUUUGGUCAAUCGACUGCCCCUAGCAUAAAAAGAGGCCCACCACCAGUUCCACCACCAGCCACUCAGAAGCCACAAAUAUUUGUUCAGAUUUUUCAUGCAAUACUUCAGAAGGGAAGCUCAAUGCUAGGACAAAGUACUACAGAUUCCGCUAGUUCCAACACGGAAGCACCCAAGGGAUUUGGAAAGCCUACCCUUGCACCCAAACCACCUUCCACGUCGUCGUCUACAUUGCACAAACCGUCACCACCUCCCAAGAAAUUGAAUUUAACCGGAGGAAGUGUAUCAAGAGCACAAAGUAUGCGAUUGUCUAGAUCACCUCCUGUACUUGCUCCAACGCCAUCUUCCCUUCAUCAGUCUCAAGAUUGCUUGAACGAGACUCAACCGAGGCCUACGAAUCGAAUUCUUAAGCCUCCAGUUGCAAAACCUCCUUCUCCACCUACUUCUAGAUCGAACAGUACACCUAGUGCGGCAACUAGGGUGGCACCACCACCUCCUUCUAGAGUAACAGUUAGCGCCCCGUGUAUACCACCUCCGCCUCCGCCUCUUCCAUAUCGUCCAGCUCCUACUCAUCAAAGACUGGCUCCGCCGCCACCGCCACCACCAACACCUCCUACAAGGAGUUCUUCCAUGCGCAACGGACAGACGAUGAGCAUUCUAGACUUGGAAGUUCGAUUUGCAGAUAUGUUUCAUUCUAUCGCGAAUUUCCCGCCGCCAGAGCAGUUUAAGGGGUUUACGAAAGUCUACAGCAGCAGAAAUGGUAAGAACGACACGCAUACAAAUCAGUUGUAUUCCUUUUCAAGUCACAGUAUUAGACAAUACACUGCGAAGUUAUUUCUGUAAAUUUGCAUGCCUGGAAGCAUUCAUCGAUCAUUGUACAUAAUUUAUUAUUGUCAGUGAGUCACUGUAUUGGAAAUGUAAUACCAUAAAUCAAUUAAUUUGUCUCCUUUCCGAUGAAUAGAAAAUUUAUUUUUUUGCAUGUGUACACUUAUAUGGCACAAAAUGAUAUGAAAUGUGAGAAAUAAACCACGUACUAACUUGAUCAAUCCAUUUGUUUAUUGUAUAUUACAAUACAUCAAGAGACUAGAAAUAAUUCACACAUUAUAAUUGCAACUAACACUAGGUGCUUGUUUAAACUGCACUAAAUGCUUGUUGAGUUAAUUGCUUGCAUUAUGUGACGUCUUCAAGAUCUGACUACGUAUUAAAAUAGUUUGCGUGAUUAUUGAAUUGUAUCAAGAUUCCUCAAGAGAAAAGUAAUGGAAGUAUUUGAAAAUUCCAGCUGCAAAACAACAAGCUCCUGCGCCACCCAUGCAAAUGUCUUCUAUAUCUAAUACAAUGGUACCAUUAAACACAUCAUCCGGAGGUUAA